GGCGUGCUUGCAAUUUGGCGGCAAAAUUCGAUUGGACCUAUGAGGAUCAGCGGCUGGCAAUCAAGAUUGUUGCCUUAAUUACUUUGCGGUCAAUUAAUACACCUUUUAGCGUAAACAGUUGUGCUCUAUUGUUAUCAGUAACACAUAUUAUCUUUGUCCUUGACCAGCAGUGAUGGAGCAGCAUUUACUUAUUGCACAACGCUGAGAAGAUGAACAUUUCGAACUUCGUCAUGAUGUUGAUUUAUUGCCUAAUUUUGUACCUGAUUCUCCCUUGUAGAGCUGAUAAUUUUCAGGCUACUUUAGGACAUCUUGUUCCGCGAGCUAAUGCAGAAAUACAAUCAAAUGGAGCAUUUGGGGUUAUACAGCGCCUCAUUCCAGAGAAGGCACACCUGUUCAAUGUUACUGUGGAUCCUAGUAUUGGCCCUGUUGCGAGGGAUACAUUUAAGGUAAUAAAAGAAAGUGACAGUGAAAUUGUUCGUAUAAUUGGAACUAGUGGUGUGGCUGCAGCGUGGGGCUUUCAUCAUUAUCUGAAAUAUUACUGUGGAUGCCAUGUGUCAUGGGAAGCAACGCAGCUGAACCUGCCACAAGCAUUGCCAGAAGUAAACAUAACUAUUACAUCCCGUGAUAGGUUUCGGUAUUAUCAAAAUGUCUGCACUACAAGCUACAGUUUUGUCUGGUGGGACUGGGCACGUUGGGAGAAAGAAAUUGAUUGGAUGGCCAUGAACAGCAUUAAUUUGGCUCUUGCAUUCAAUGGUCAGGAAGCUAUAUGGAUGCAAGUGUAUAAGAGGCUGAAUAUGACUGCUGACGAAAUUGAUGAACAUUUUACAGGACCUGCUUUUUUUGCCUGGAAUCGUAUGGGGAACAUACGUGGCUGGGCAGGUCCUUUGUCAGACACGUGGCACAAUCAGCAAGCAGUUCUUCAGCGCAGGAUCCUGGACCGCAUGCGAGAACUGGGAAUUAUUCCUGUCUUACCAGCAUUUGCAGGACAUGUUCCCAGAGCUUUCGAACGAUUAUUUCCAGAUGUGAAUAUGACUAUGAUGAAGAAAUGGAACAACUUCCCUGAAGAAUAUUGCUGUCCAUACCUGUUGGACCCUACUGACACUUUAUACCAAACAGUUGGAAGAAUGUUUAUCUCAGAGCUAAUUGCCCAGUAUGGAACUGAUCACAUUUACAAUUGUGAUACUUUCAAUGAGAUGGAGCCUAAUUCCGGAGACUUGGACUAUCUUUCUGCUGUCAGUGCUGCUACUUUUGAAGCACUAACCUCUGUUGAUCCAAAAGCUGUCUGGAUGUUGCAAAAUUGGGCUUUUGUACAUGAGCAAUCAUUUUGGACUGUUGAAAGAGUACGUGCUUAUAUUUCUUCAGUUCCAAAAGGUCGUAUGAUUGUACUGGACUUACAGUCUGAACUCAGUCCACAUUACGAAGAACUGGAUUCGUAUUUUGGUCAGCCAUUUAUUUGGUGCAUGCUGCAUAAUUUUGGUGGCACCCUGGGUCUCUAUGGUGCUAUUGAAAAUGUUAACCGUGGUGUUUUUCAAGGGAGAAGUAUGGCUAACAGUACGAUGGUUGGAACAGGACUUACCCCUGAAGGCAUAAAUCAGAAUUAUGUUAUGUAUGACUUCAUGAAUGAAAUGUCUUGGAGAGAAGAACCAGCUGAUUUGAAAGAAUGGUUUUCUCAGUAUGCAACUAGACGCUAUGGUGCGUACAAUGAAAAUGCUGAUGAAGCUUGGCAGCUGCUAAAGUCCAGUGUGUACAGCUUCAGAGGCUCCCAGCGUGUCAGAGGAAAAUAUAUAAUCUGUCGCCGACCGAGUCUGAAACUUAAAUCAUUGGGAUCGGUGUAUAACUGCACAACAGGUUACUCUAUGCGUGGACAAAGCAUCAUCUCCGUCUCACCAUCAUUUUUCUUGAGUGAGCCUGUAUGGUACAAUAUUUCCGAGGUUGUUCUUGCAUGGGAUAAACUACUCUUAGCAUCAGAGGAAUUUAAUAACUCUUCAUGUUACAAGCAUGAUGUUGUUGAUGUCACUAGACAGUACCUACAAGUGCUGGGAAGUGGAUUAUACAGACGCUUCAGGAAUGGGUAUUUUACUGGUGAUAUACAAGCAUUUCAGAAAAAUGCUGAAGAUUUCCUCAGUUUGCUGGGUGAUUUGGACACACUGUUGGGUUCCAGUGAGGCAUUUCUUUUGGGAGCAUGGCUAAAGAGUGCCAAGGCUUUAGCCACAACUCCGCUGGAGGAGUCUCUGUAUGAAUACAAUGCACGCAACCAGAUAACUCUUUGGGGACCUGAUGGAGAAAUAACUGAUUAUGCUACCAAGCAGUGGUCAGGGAUUGUGUCUCAUUACUACGCACCAAGAUGGCAGUUUUUUAUAGAAGCUCUCAAUGAUACCCUUUUAAACAAUGUAACAUUUAAUAUAACAACAUUUAGGGAAGAUCUUUUCAGCCAAGUUGAAGAGCCAUUUACAUUAGAUACUUCAGAAUUCCCCGACACACCACAAGGUGACAGCAUUGCCCUAGCAAGACAGAUUCAUGCACGCUGGCGGAACAGUGCACAAGUUCUAAGAAAGUUGCAGAACAAAAAAAAGUCGAACCAUGAUCUGGAAAAAGAAUCCAAGGAGCCCGAGAAGUAUCUGAAAUGGUAAAGUUGCCAGGUUCAGCAAUAUAUGGACAGGCUUCUGGAGAGAAUUAUUCCAGUCAUUGACUUCAAUGUUGCGAUUCCGUGAAACAGAUAAAUGGCAAAUCGAAGAAUAACGUGAUAAAAAACUUUGCUGUACACUGCAGCUGAGAAUUCAGCUACCAGUUGAUAGUAAUUUUAUAAUGACAUGUUACUGUGCAUCAAAUAUGAUUCAAUUUUCUUGCAUUUCUAUUGUGAAUAAUGUUAUAUGCAGUAUGAAGCAUUAAUUAGUGUGUGCAGCAUUGCAUUACAUUUUUUACUACAAAUAUUGUGUGCUUAGAGAAUCAGAAUUUUUGUGCCAGUGAUGUGGCAGUUAACAUGUUUGUUUUAUUUGACAAUGGGAUCUUUUAUAGUUUUCUAGAGGUAGCACUAAUAAUUGGCAAAGAGCAAACUUCAUUCAUUU
Molecule: messenger RNA, 3065 nt
Organism: Schistocerca serialis cubense
Lineage: Eukaryota; Metazoa; Arthropoda; Insecta; Orthoptera; Acrididae
Gene: Naglu
Product: alpha-N-acetylglucosaminidase
Exons: 20
Coding region: 210-2630 (806 amino acids)
Source: RefSeq, a predicted model, not a curated record